AUGACUUGCAAUCACGUUACCGGCGAGUACGUUUGCCGUACGGGAUACCUGGGUCUCACCUGCGAACAUCCGUGUCCGCUCAAUCGUUACGGGCUAAAUUGUUCGAAUCAUUGUCACUGUAAGAACGGCGGGGAAUGUCAUCACGUAACAGGUGUAUGCCAAUGUCGACCUGGCUGGCAAGGCGAGUACUGUCAAAUACCCUGCGCGGAGGGCACUUACGGCGUUAAUUGUACACAGCAUUGCAAGUGUCAGAACGACGGUAAAUGCAGGCUUAAGAAUGGCCAUUGUCAAUGUCCGCCGGGAUGGACCGGGACCAUGUGUACCGAAAUUUGUCCCGAGGGGUACUACGGUCACCAUUGUUUGGAGAUUUGCGAAUGUAAAAACGAAUUCUUCAGGUGCCAUUCAGUCGAGGGUUGUAUUUGCAGGCAAGGGUAUACAGGUGAGAAUUGCGACGAACAACUGUUCUCCCGUAAUAUCCAAGAGAAAAAUGACGGAAGAUAUAAGUAUAUCGGAGGCGUACUUGCGAUUAUUGUUAUAAUUGGCGCUUUGUUAGCUGCAUGGAGGUAUCGUCGUCGUAGAAUGGCUGUCAAAAACGAGAUGGCUCAAGUGCGAUACACGGCUAAGUCUGAGAAGGAUAAAUUCGACAUAAGUAGCUGUACCGACGAAGACGAUUCCAAAGGAACGUUCGGUCAGCGAUACUACCUGCAGAAGAAGGACGACCAUGUAAAAAAUCCAAACUUGAAUGUGUAUCACAACGUGAUAAGCGGCAUGAACGACAAAAGAGUCGAGCAUAUCUAUGACGAGGUUAAGCAGCCGCCGCUAAUGGCCGGAUGAUAAGACAAUAUUCCGAGUCGGACGCCAAAUUUUUUUAUGAUAAAGUAUUCUGUUAUUUUAAUAGGCAUAAUAUAAAAAAAAUUAAAUA
Molecule: messenger RNA, 922 nt
Organism: Temnothorax curvispinosus
Lineage: Eukaryota; Metazoa; Arthropoda; Insecta; Hymenoptera; Formicidae
Product: protein draper-like
Exons: 5
Coding region: 1-834 (277 amino acids)
Molecular function (GO): scavenger receptor activity
Source: RefSeq, a predicted model, not a curated record